UAGUGACCUGCAGUAUCGAGGAUUAUUCGCUGUCGCUAUUGUCAUCAGAGGCACAACGGGAUAUAUCCGAAAUGAGAAUGUGACACCCUAAAUGCUACUGAUCACCAACGAUAAAUAUGUUUCACUCAGACUAUGGAGACUCCUGCUUCAGCGUCACCAUCUGCUUUGCAUCGCUGUCAGGGCGUUGUAGCCCGGGUCCCGGUGCUGGUCGUCUAAAUUAAAACCCUUACCUCCAACUUCCUACCCCGUACCCCACCCUACUGCGCCUGCCCCCCCCCCCCUCGAACCCCUGGCACCGAGAGAAUGGACAGCCCCCCCAAACUAUCGGGGGAGACCCUCAUCGUGCACCACAUCCCCCUGGUGCACUGCCAGGUCCCCGGGCGCCAGUGCUGUAGCUCUGUCAAACGCGCCAACCCCUUCUGCUCGCCGGACAACCUGGGGCUGACUCGCACCACCUCCCUGCCCGAGCGGGACGUCCUACACCGAGAGGCACUGGUCUACAGCAGCCUGAUCCAGACCUCCACCAGCAGUUGCUCCAGCGGGGGCGGAGGAGGAGGAGUAGGAGGAGGGAUGGGAGAAGGAGGUGGGCGUCGGGGCGGGAGCGUGGUCAGCGACUCCUCCUCCUUCACCUCCAACAACUCAGAGGAGCCGCCCCUCCCGGUCAGGCCCAAGCCCCGGGACAAGAGCAACCCGCUGCGACACAACCCCUUCCUCCUGAACGUGGACGACGACGAUGACGAGGAGGACGGCGACGACGACGGGGACAACCUGAACGGGUACCUGGAGGACUCCUCGUUCCUCCUGCACGGCAACUCCAACGGCGACAUCGACAACGGGACGGGGGUGUCCCCGUUCCACCUGCACGACAUGGAGUACCCCCCGGAGCCCUUCCUGCUGCACGGUGGCCUCGGCAAGGGCUGGUGCACCAUGGGCGGCCACAUGGGGGCGGCGGAGGCGCACGAGGGGGGCCGGGUCGGAGCCAUCAAGGCCGCCACCCGGCUGGAAGGCCUGGACCUGUCCGGGUUCGAGUGCCAGCGUCGCCAUGGGAGCAGCGGCUCCACCCUGUCCAUGGACUGUGGGGAGCAGGAAUGGGGCGAGGAAGACGAGGAUGAAGCCCCGCCGAGGAGCGGCCGGCGCAGCCAGGCCUGCAGCUGCAGCUCCAGCUCGGACUUCGCCCCGCUGCCCUCCCAGCGCUGCUGCUGCUGCUGCAGCCUCCCCGAGCCCUUCCCCGAGGGCCAGCCGGGCUACGCCAGCGACUCCUCCUGCAACAGCUCCGACGGCGUGCUGGUCAACUUCAGCGCCAUCUACAACAAGAUGAACAACGGCGUGCCCGCCAAGCCCCUCAACCUCAACAGCUCCGCCGAGCAGUCCUGCACUUCCUCCUCCUCCGAGCCAGGGGGCGCGUUUUACCUGGACCUCCAAACCUCCCCCACCGAGCUGAGGUGCGCCAUGGGGGGCGGAGCCGUGGCCGGACCCUCCCAGGACUCGGCCCACUCCGCCUCCUGCAGCUGCCGGUCACCUGAGGCCCUGGAUGCCAACUGCAACUCGUACCACCUGCCCUGCGACGGGCUGUCGGCGGAGGCCUCAGACCUGACCGCCUGCUUCCAGAGCCAGGCCAGGCUGGUGGUGGCCACGCAGAACUACUACAAGCUGGUGACGUGCGACCUGUCCUCUCAGUCCUCGCCUAGUCCUGCUGGCUCCUCCAUCACCAGCUGCUCCGAGGAGCACAACAGGGGCAGUCCCACCCAGCCAACAGAGUACUACCUUUUCAGACGGCCAGAGGACGAGGAGGGGGAAGCGGCCGAGGAGGAGGAGUCACGGCAGGAGGAGGAUGAGGAUGAGAAGAGGAGGGAGGAGGGGGGUGCCGACAGCUCCCACAAAAUGAUAGAGGGGCAGCUGUACGUCAACGUCUCCCCCCCGGUGGGCAGCAGGAACGGGUGCGGUGUGGGCGGGUCGGGGGGCCGCCCUCGUUCCCGCAGCUACGACCGCAACCUGGACAAGUCCCCCUCCCCCCGCCUGGGCUCCCUGGAGCGCAUGCUCAGCUGCCCUGUCCGUCUCAGCGAGAGCUCCGCCCCUUCCCCGCCCCGCGUCACCUCCUUCGCUGAGAUCGCCCGCAGCAAGAGGAGGACCGGGAGUGGGGCGGCCGGGGGUGGUGCUGGGGGCGGAGCCGGCGGAGGAGGAUCCCCCUCCCUCAGGACCAGCGCCGAGGCCACAUCCACCUCCUCCCACUCCCAGUCCUCCCAGGAGUUCUCCCCCAUCCCCGAGGUGUCCCGCCUGGGCCAGAGCAGCAGCCUGCCCCCUUUGCCGUUCGCCCGCUACUACAGCCAGGGCAGCGGGGACACGCCCACGCACUCACACCUGCGCUCCCCGGGCGGGGGCGGGGCCGGGGCCGGGGCCGGUCGAGAAGCACGCACCAGAGCUGAAGGCGGGUCGUCAUCGUCGGUGGACAUGGUCCGCUACAGCAAGGACCAGCGGCCCACCACCCUGCCCAUCCAGCCCUUCACCUUCCAGCACCAGCUGGGGAAAUCUCAGAGCAAGCUCCUGCGGCCGCUGCUGAGCGACUACGUCAGCCAGAUGUACAGCCGGCCCAGCGGGCAGCCGGCCCCUGAGGGCGGAGAGGACCCCGCGGAGGAGCCCCGGCUCAGACGGGCCCCUGACUCCGUCCGCCCCUCCCCACUGGGCAGCUACUCCCCGGUCCGCCUACAGGGGGCGCCGAGCUCUGGCACCUGCUCCACCUGUACUCCCAGUCCCGAGCAGAGCCACCACGGCCAGCCGCCCAUACGUAGCCUCUCCUGCCCCCUCUCGGCUGGCCUCCUGCCGGUGCGGGCCUCCCCCGGGCCUUCGCUCCUCCUCCAGCAGCCCAGCCCAACCCAGGAGUCCCGCCCCAAGCAGGUCAUCCUUCCACCGACCCCGCCCCCACCGCCCGUUAGGAAGGAGCUGCCGCCACCUCCCACCAUCCUCCCGACCUUGCCCGCCCACUGCGUCCACCGCAACUCCUUACCUGCCCUGCCCACUGCCAGCUUUAGCCCCCUGGGGCACCUGGAGCCCGCCCAGUGCUGUGGGAGCAGCGAAGGGGUCAAAGCCGCCAUGGUCGGCGGCGCAGGAUCCCGGGCGCUUAAUGCAAACCAUCUCUCCCCGCAGGCGCUGAAAUGGCGGGAGUACCGCCGGAAGAAUCCCCUGGGAGUGGAGAGGCCCAGCGGGGGCUCCUGUGCACCCCUGGCCGGUAGCCUGGACACCAGGAGGGGCGAGGGCAGACAGGCCCGCCGAAACGUCUUUGAUUUCCCAGCAUCCUCCAGCCACGCCCAUGCCCGGCUGAACGGCCAGCCCGCGAAACAGCCGCAGAACUACUACAGCGACUUCUUCCCUGACUACUUCUCUCUGACCGAAAAGCCACCGGAGGAGUUCUGUCUCUCGCCCGAUGCCACUUCCGAGUCCAUUUCCAUCGACUUGCUGCAGAAGAGAGGUCUGGUGAAAGCCAUCAACACGGCGGUGGAUUUGAUUGUGGCGCAUUUUGGCACUAGCCGGGACGCUGGAGUGAAGGCCAAGCUGGGAAACAGCUCUGUCAGCCCAAACAUUGGGCACUUGAUCCUUAAAUACCUGUGCCCCGCCAUCCGGGACAUUCUGCAGGAUGGCCUUCGGGCCUACAUCCUGGACCUGAUCAUCGGACAGCGCCGGAACCAGCCUUGGAGCGUGGUGGAGGCUUCCACACAACUGGGCCCGUCCACUCGAGUGCUCCACAGCCUGUUCUCCAAGGUGAGCCAGUAUUCAGAGCUCACCAACCACGGCAUGAGGCUCAAUGCCUUCGUCUUCGGCCUACUCAACUUACGAUCUUUAGAGUUCUGGUUCAAUCAUCUAUACACUCACGAAGACAUCGUGGCGGCCCACUACCACCCGUGGGGCUUCCUGCCGCUGUCCCAGGGCGUGUGCCAGCCGCUGUUCGAGGAGCUGCUCCUGCUGCUGCAACCCCUUUCGCUGCUGCCCUUUGACCUGGACCUGCUGUUCGAGCCCCGGCUGGUGCAGAAGGGCCAGGAGCACCUGCGGCGCAAGGAGCAGCUGUGCUCCGCCGGGCAGGGGCUGGAGCACUCCGUCCGCUCCACCUUCCAGCUCAUGAGAGGGUGGGGGGCGGUGGGGACGGAGGCCAAAAGAGAAGGGGCGGAGGCGAGAACAGAGGGGGCGGGGUGUAAGAAAGAGAGGACGGACCCGAAGCAAGAGGGGUCGUGGCCAAAGAGGGAAGUGGUAGAGUGCAGGAGAGGUGGGAUGGGUCAGUGGAGAGAAGGGGCGGGGCUCUGGAAAGAGGGGGUGGGCAGUGAGGGGAAGGGGGUGGGGCCAAAGGCGACAGAGCUGGGGAGGGAAGGAGAAUGGAAGUUGACAGAGGCAGGAAAGACGGGGGCAGAGGUUUUGAGAGACAGUGGUGUUGGAGCAGGAAGGGGUGUACUGAGGUUGAAGGGAGUCGGCGGGGAGUCCAGGUGUGAGCAGGACGAAAGCGAGAGGGACAGGGAGAGGAGGAGGGAGAGAGGCGAACCCCUGCCGAUGGAGGGAGUGAGGCAGAGGGACAGGCAGGCGGGGUGGUGGUACCAGCUCAUGCAGAGCUCCCAGGUGUACAUCGACAACUCAGCCGAGGGGUCCAAGUUUGUCAAGUGGGAGAAGAGGAAGAAAGCCGCAGGGGAGGUCCCGGCUGGACGGGGGACCGACAACGGAGCGGCGCGCCGGCAGAGCCAGCCUCCUCCGAGAGAGGGAGUGGUGGAGGGGGCAGAGGCCAGCGAGGAAGGGGAGGGACUGAAAGAGGUGGGAACGGAGUCCGGCAAGAGUGCCAAAGGAAGGCCGUCCUGGAUGGGCAGCCCUCCAGAGUCGGUGGUGAGUGAGCUGAAGAGGAGCAAAGAGAAGGAGCCGGAAACACAGGGAACCCCAGCCGAGGCACAAGAGGAACCAACGCAGGCGCUGCGGUGGGGCAGGCUGUUCGGAGCCGGAGUUGGGUCCCCCAUCCGGACCCAGAGGGCAGAACAGCGCCUCGCCCGAUCUCAAAGGAGCAGGUUGCCAUCGGGAUGGCUGAGUCUGGACAGAUCAAUGCUGGACCUGGUGGCGCAGACAGUGGGGGCAGGGAAACGUUCAGACUCCACUGCGGCUCCUCACAGCCAGGCUCUGCCCCCAGCACAGCAAUCACAAGCACAGGCCGCCCAGCAACAAGCGCCACGGGAGGUUCGAGCCCUAUGCCACCACAUUGCCAUGCAGCCUGGGCAGCUGAGCUUCAACAAGGGAGACGUGCUGCGUGUCCUAAACCGUGCUGAGCCCGACUGGCUCCACUGCGCCCUGGGGGACAGGACUGGCCUGGUGCCCAUAAUCUACGUCACUCUGACUGAGGAGUCACAGGGGUCCCAGGGGCCACUCUGAGGCCAGGCUGGGGCCAGUAAGCGCACUCCCCCCUAGUACCGAAUACCUAUAGACCUCCCCAAACACUGAACUGUGAAGCAACUGGAAAUACUAUGCCAUGUAGAUAGAUCAUGCCCUCAAGCGCUGGCCUGGGAUCAGUUUUGGAUUUUUGCACAAAAUAGAUGGGGUUUCGAUAAGGGAUGGGUAAGCUGACCCUGGGUCAGCACUUGUGCAUAACCAGAGCAAAUGCUGCACGCAUACACACACACACACACAUACACACACACACACACACACACACACACACACA
This is a messenger RNA of Megalops cyprinoides (Indo-Pacific tarpon), 5677 nucleotides long. Its product is annotated as iporin. The record is from RefSeq and is a predicted model, not a curated record. Gene Ontology annotation, cellular component: cytoplasmic vesicle. Lineage: Eukaryota; Metazoa; Chordata; Actinopteri; Elopiformes; Megalopidae. Gene Ontology annotation, molecular function: protein binding. The transcript has 13 exons. The coding region runs from base 304 to 5388 and encodes 1694 amino acids.